This is a messenger RNA of Periconia digitata, 2210 nucleotides long. The record is from the annotation of a GenBank genome assembly. NCBI's taxonomy places the organism in Eukaryota, Fungi, Ascomycota, Dothideomycetes, Pleosporales, Periconiaceae.
UCUAUCUCGAUAGCUUGCUAGAGACAUCGACUUGGUGAGAUGAAGAUUGUGGACCUGAGACACACAGCACGGGUUUGCGAUGAACCGGUACCUCAGCCUCUCAAAGCAGCCAGAUGGGCGUAGCACACAUGAUGAUGGUACUGUAAGGUGCACCACGCAUGCUUGUUGUGAUGGCUGAGACUAAAUUAGUAGAUCAACUCACUAGUCGGUUCGAAAUCAUCAUCCGGAUGCUGGAGCUCGCGUUCCUCCCCACAUCACAGGCCGGAGAAAUGUUCUCGUCCGACUGCACGAUACGCUAGCUCUUCACCCUCAGGCUCAGCUCCUCCAGUGACUGGAAAAUUAAAACCUCCCAGCACCCUCUUUCCCCUCAAUGCCAAGCCAGCUGAAUCUUGCUAUCGCUGUAGCUUAUAUCGAUCGCAUCGUUGCCAAGUGAGCUUGUUUGCUGUUGUCAUCCAGGCCCAGCCUCAGAAACUAGAUGUGUUGAUUAUGCCAGCAGGGCUCGAUUCACUUAUCACCAACUCAAACUGGGCCUUUGUUUCGGGUUAUAAUUUGACUCAACGCUCACAAUUGUAAAACAACUCUUGUCUUUCGCACUAAGCUGACCCUCUUCAGACGUGAAAGCUGUGUAGAAUGGCAGUGCGGUUCCCAUCGUGACGUUCUACCAGCAACGUCUGGCUUUCCAAUCACCUGCCCCGGGUCGUUGAUUUUCACUACUGCACGCCAUCCUUUGUUCGGUAGGGGAAGCAACUCAGCCCCUCUGGUAAGAAGCUCAGCAUGCCCGCCCAUCUCGGUAGUGUCCUUUGCCGGGAAACGUGGCGGCAGCGGUCGAGUAAGACCAACCAGAUAACAACAUGGAGGCUACGGAACCAUUUUUGGAACGCGAUUUGUGAUGUGGAUAGCGUGCCGCUGAUAAUAAAGUUGUAACGGGCGGGGCUGAAAGGAUGGUGCAUUUCGCUCGCGGAAGAACCAUCGCGAACUGGGACCGUUAGUCUUGCGAAUUAUAAACUCGAUCGGACCCCCCAAAAGAAAGAGAAUGCCUAUUGUGCAGCCCAGCUCCUCUACAGCUGGCACUAUAAGAACCCGGUCAUUAAGAUACAAAAACAGCGUAUACAAGUGAAAAGAUGAGAGUCUCAAUCAUAUACAGCGCUGCUCUGCUCGCAAGCUUCACAUCGGCCCUCCCAACCAACUCAAAACGCGCAGACUUCUCCGACUUCUCGCCAGACGGAAAAUACUUUCCCCUGAAAAACGGCUUUCCCACCCCAUGCAAAGAUGAGAUCCUCAACAUCCAAAAGCAAGCGUUUGGCACUCUCCCCAACGGGCCCGCCCCUCCAGCCCUCAGCCCAGAAGGCGUCACAAACCUGCAGCUCAUCGCCCUAAACGAACUAUUCGAAGUCGCCUUCUUCACAGAACUCAUGUACAACAUCUCGAACAAAUUCGACGGCUACGACACCGGGUACGGCCACUGGUACGUCAUGGACACGCUCAACGCCAUUAUCGCCCAGGAACAAGAACACUUGCUAAACGCAAACGGCGCCCUCAUGUUCUUCAAGCAACCCGCAAUCCAGCCCUGCAAAUACAGCUUCCCAGUCACCGACUUCCAAUCCGCGAUCAGCCUCGCCGCAAAAUUCACAGACCUCGUCCUGGGCACCUUACAAGACGUCAACCAGAUCUUCGCUAAGAACGGCGACUUCGACCUCGUCCGCACCGUGUCGUCCGUUAUCGGCAACGAGGCCGAGCAGGAAGGCGUCUUCCGCCUCAUCCAGAACAAACGCGCCACCUCGCAACCCUUUUUAACCACCGCCGGCCGCGAUUUCGCCUUCAGCGUCCUCCAGAGCCUCGCAGUCCCCGGGAGCUGUCCUAACGUCGAUGUCAUCAAGCUGCAGACGUUCAAGCCGCUCAAUGUGCUGUCGACGGAUAUCAGGGCGCAGGACCAGAAUCUCAAGUUCAGCUUCGCGAGUGAUGCCGGUGUGAAUGUCACCGACUUGUCGCUCGUGUAUAUCAAUCAGCAGAACUUACCCGUUGUUACUGACCUCAUCGAUCCAAAGACCGAUGGUGGGGAUUUGGUGUUUGAGGCAAAGUUCCCGUUUGAGGAGUAUAUUAUGAAUGGGCUUACUAUUGCUGCCGUGGUUAAGGGGAAGGGUCCUUUUGCUACUGUCGAUGAUGUUGCAAAGGUUACGGGGUGGGGGCCUGGGCUUAUCGAGGUUGAUUGA